Schizophyllum commune H4-8 is the source of this 607-nucleotide messenger RNA. Its product is annotated as acyl-CoA N-acyltransferase. The transcript is spliced from 2 exons. Gene Ontology annotation, biological process: N-terminal peptidyl-methionine acetylation. The record is from RefSeq and is a predicted model, not a curated record. Lineage: Eukaryota; Fungi; Basidiomycota; Agaricomycetes; Agaricales; Schizophyllaceae. Bases 44 to 607 code for a protein of 187 amino acids. Gene Ontology annotation, molecular function: protein-N-terminal amino-acid acetyltransferase activity; histone acetyltransferase activity. Gene Ontology annotation, cellular component: Golgi membrane.
UUGACCUCUUCCACUCCCCCUCUUCCUUCUCUUAUACCUCGCGAUGGCCAGGAUGAACAGCGCCGCACAGUAUGUCGUGCGACCACUUACAUCUGCUGACCUUGGUGCGGUCCGCGAGCUUCACGCUACGCUCCUCCCUAUGCGAUACCCUUCGUCGUUCUUCAUGUCUUUGCUCCUGCAAAAGGACCGCGUCUGCCUGGUCGCGUGCCCGAAGCGAGAUCCUAGCGACGUCGUCGCCUUCAUCUCGGCCUCGAAGCACGAAGGAUGCGGUUACUCUUCGUGCGAGUUCUCUGCGCAGCGCAGCGGCCAUCGCGCCGACCGCGCGCGAUCUACAGAGCCUCACGUCGAGAUCCUCACUCUCGGUGUCCUGCGCGAGCAUCAGCACCACGGCCUCGCCCAGCAGCUCGUCCACGCCGCCGCAUCGGCGCUCCUUCCCCGCAGCAAACCUGUUGCUGACAGCGACUCGGACACCGACGACGAUGUCGAUGCUCCCUCAUCCGGCGUCCUCAUCCAGGCCCACGUCUCUGCUGUCAAUGACAGCGCACGCCGCUUCUAUGAGCGUCUAGGCCUGCGGACGCGGGAGCGCAUCGCGAAUGCGUACAGGUAA